ACACUCACAUUCACAGUGGCACUGAGUGGGAACUGACUGCACGGCAGUCAGGAGAGGAAAAUACUCCACCAUUACUGUCCCUUGUAUUUUUUUCCACUAAUUCACAAAACUCCUUUUUUAAACUUAAACAUAAGUCUUUGUGUAUGUAUAAAGCCCCUUAGGAAUGUCAAGAUUAUUCUUGAUUAAAAAGUGAAAAAAAUAAAACGGGAAGUUGAAUUUCCUUUCCCUCCCUGCCUAUGAAAUGUAAAGAAAUACAAAGAAACUGCUCACUCAACAAUUUCCCGAGCGUCAGUCGAGGAAGACCAUGAGGAAUUCAGCUGGACUACUGGUGAUGCUGGUCACAGUUUCGAGAGGUGUGGCCCAAUUCUGCGAUGGCAGAAAGGAUGGAGCUGUGUGUUACGGAACACUGGCAGGAGAUACUUUCCUUCAGCUGAAUGAUGGAAACUACUUCAGAUAUAUUAGGUGGUGGAAAACCACCAAUUACAAGAAUAUAACGACAACAAAACAGUUCAUAAUACCUACAGGGCAGAUAAGGACUAGAAAGUCUGACUUGUCUAAGAUCAAACACAUCUUUUAUCCAACGAGAGGAAUUUUGUGGAUCAAAAACCUGAGCAGGGCUGACAGUGGCAGCUACAGUUUUUCAUUUCUUGCCCGAAAUGGAAAUGCAGGUAUUCAGACACUGUGGUUGUAUGUUGAGGCUCCUAUCACAUCCGUACAUCUGGCCUCUGAGUGUCUGUCCCAAGGCGAGCAGUUGGUGUCUUGUCUGGUGUCCGAGGGUGCCGACAGUGUUGAAUACAGCUGGACUCUGAACCAACAACUGCUGGAGGACAUGGAACUCCUCUCCGGACAUGUUCAAGCCAACACCAUCGUCCUGAAACAGCAUGUCUCAGGAUGGCUGAUCUGCUAUGCUAGAAAUCACAUCAGUAGCCAUUUGAAAGGAGUUUACAUAUCUACUUGCGGUUUUGUGUUUGUUAACUGCAGUUCAAACGGGAUUCUUACAUCAGAAUGGAGGCCUGUCAAUUACUCAAUGUGUCAUGGACCAAUCCAUACCGUCACCUCCUAUCAAAGUUUAGUGUUGAACAUCCGUAACAGCUUUUUGGCAGUGAUCAUUCUCUUAAUGACCGGUAUGGUGAUCUUCUACACUCUGAAGAAAAAAGCGAACAAAACGCAUGAAGUUGAGAAAGACCAGGAAAUAAUGUAUGUUAAUGUACCAAGGGAAAUACUGGUGGAUGCAAGAGAAAGAUGAGAAAGUAUGGCCAAGUUCAGUUUUCAGAGCCUCGAAGAUGAAGAACAAGUUUUUUUUUUUCAUGAACCAAGCCAUGCUAACACACUAUGAAAAUAACAAUCCAUACAAUCAUACAGUGUUAUUAAAAACAAACCAAAAAACCCCCACAGGUGUCGGUGAUGCAUUGAUGCACUAGUGUAUAAAUAAAAGCAAGAAUUACCCUCUAAA
This is a messenger RNA of Hippocampus comes (tiger tail seahorse), 1453 nucleotides long. RefSeq lists its product as uncharacterized. The coding region runs from base 305 to 1246 and encodes 313 amino acids. NCBI's taxonomy places the organism in Eukaryota, Metazoa, Chordata, Actinopteri, Syngnathiformes, Syngnathidae. The transcript is spliced from 6 exons. The record is from RefSeq and is a predicted model, not a curated record.